Amoebophrya sp. A25 is the source of this 326-nucleotide messenger RNA. The record is from the annotation of a GenBank genome assembly. Lineage: Eukaryota; Dinophyceae; Syndiniales; Amoebophryaceae.
GUGGAGAAUGGCGAAUACUAAGCGCAGGCAGCAGCAAGCACGCUGGGGCAGCGUGGGCGAUCCACCAGAGCAUCUGGCACCUUGUGGUAGACUGGAGAGCAGUGGGAGGCAGAAUAUGCAUACUGGACCUCCGCGUCGGGAAGGGGAAGCCCUUUCGGGUAGUCUGCGUCUACGCACCGACAGCAGAAGCGAAGAACGAGACAAAAACGGAAGCUCUCUACGCAGAACUAGGGAAGGCAGUCAGGGGCGUGGCGAGGUAUGCCAUAGUAGGGGACUUCAACGCACGACUACCCAUCGGCGCUACGCAGGUAACGGGCCCACACGGC